AGACGGGGCGGCGGGCAGCGCUCGCGUCACAAUUACUAACACACGUACAAGUGAGCAGUGCGUCUCCUGUCCGUCGAUCCAAAGGACACACACUCUUUCACAUUGGCAAUAUGGCCAAGUUGCAGAUCGCACUUUUAGUUUUAGCAUGCGUGGCGAGUGCCGCCCUUGCGCAGCAGCGCCGCGUAGUCCGCGUGCGUCAACGUCUUCUGCCUCAGGUCGAGGAACAGCAGGAGCAACAUCAGGCAGUGGCGCAGGCCCGUGCCGACCCUGAGUACAGCAUCUACCACGCCGUGCCCGCCCAGGAGAGCCAGGAAUAUGAUGAGCAGCCGCGUCCGGUGCUGAGGCAGCAGGUUGCUCGUAACCGUGCCGAGGUGCAGCGUGCCAUUGCUUCCCCCCGCACCAAGGAGGCCGCCGCCGCUAAGGAGGUCGUGCAGACCAUCCGCAACUACAACACCAUCAACGACGACGGCAGCUUCACCUUCGGCUACGAGGCGGCUGACGGCUCCUUCAAGGAAGAGACCAGAGGCGUCGACUGCGUCGUCCGCGGAAAGUACGGCUAUAUCGACCCUGACGGCAACAAAAGGGAGUUCACCUACGUCUCCGGAAACCCCUGCGAUCCUAACAACCCCGACCCUGAUGAGGAUGACGACCAGUCGGAAGAAGAGGAGGACUCCAACGAGAAUGUACCCAAGGCUCGCCCCGUCGUCCGUCCCGCUGUCCGCCCCAACGUUGCUCGCGUCCGUCCCACUGCUCCCGCUGCUACCGCCACGCCCGUCUUCCAGAACCAAUACCAGGGCCAGAGAAUCGCCAGACCCACCCCCGCCGCUGUAAGCGUCACCCCCAGACCAGUGGUCCAGCACACCGCAGGUCCCGCCGUCACCACCUUCAGUCCUGAGAACUACCCCGUCGCCGUGGCCCCCGUCGCCGUGACCCCCAAUCCCAUACGCACUGCUAAGCCUUUCGCUCCCGUCACUCCUUCCAUCAACAGCGCUGGCUCGAUCGACUUUGAGGAGGAGCUGAGCAAGUUCCAGCAGAAGGUGGUCGCCACCCCGACCCCUGCGGCUGCGACUUUCACCAGACAACCCGUCCAGGCUCAGUCGUUCGCCCCAGCCUCCAACGCCAUCCCUCUCAGGGCUUCUCCCGCCCCCGCUCCCGCUGCCAAAGCGCCCGCCGGUGCCGGAAACCCGUACUACAACUCUCAGCUCAUUUUCAACCCCUCCACCGGCCAGUACCAGACUGUGCUGUACCAGCAGCUGCCCAAGGGCGCUGGCGAGUUCUCGCUGAACACCCGUCUCCAGCCCUACGUGCACCAACCUCAAAUCCAGCCUCAGCUUCAGCGUCAGCCGCAGCAGCAACAGCAGCAGCAUCAGCAGCAGUUUUACCCCUCUCAGCCCUUCCCCAGUCUCGAGAGCCUGAGGGCGGGACCCACCCAGCCCCUGCAAGCUGCCCCCGCCGGUUCCGCGCCCAGUCGCUUCCCGGCUAACGUGAUUGGUGCUCCCCAGCAGUCCUUCUACUACAUCAACCCCAAUCUGCGCAAUCAGUUCUCGACAGGGCAGAUCGACUCUUUCCUCAAGGGCCACAACCUGCAGCUUUAAGCACACCAACACCAUCAUCAUCCCCCUGCCUCGAGGGAGCAAGGAACGGAUCCGCGUGAUAGACAAACACAUCAAAUCUGGAGUUCUGUAGCAAAACCGACAGUCCACGCCGACAUGCCGCCUUUGCUCCCUUGCACCGCCGCCCCCGUUGUACUUGGGGGUGGGUGGCCAGUCAUUUCUUAGUGCCCAAAUGCUCUGCUGUAAAUAAUUUCUAUCAUAAUUAUUAAGUUGGAAACAACGUCUGUCCGCUAUUGCUGCUGUUUUUAUUUUAAAAUAAAGAGAAUGUGUACGUGUAUUUUUAUAAUUUUUAAA
Molecule: messenger RNA, 1907 nt
Organism: Cloeon dipterum
Lineage: Eukaryota; Metazoa; Arthropoda; Insecta; Ephemeroptera; Baetidae
Product: protein PRRC2A-like
Exons: 2
Coding region: 111-1595 (494 amino acids)
Source: RefSeq, a predicted model, not a curated record